Messenger RNA from Apis florea (little honeybee), 1471 nucleotides. RefSeq lists its product as uncharacterized. The record is from RefSeq and is a predicted model, not a curated record. NCBI's taxonomy places the organism in Eukaryota, Metazoa, Arthropoda, Insecta, Hymenoptera, Apidae.
CUUUAUAAAACGGAAUUAUUUUGCGCAUGUUCAUUGCGUACUGAAUAUAGAAUGCGCUAGCGUCGAAUUUUAUGGAAUUCUUUCAUAUAGUUCUUAUUACAAUAUUAAAAUAACAGAAAAGAUACGAAUUUUUCUUAAAUAUAUUAUUUUUGAUAAUUCAGAACAUAAAAUUAAAUAAACAUAGAAAAUUAAUUAAAUAUUUUCAUUUUUGAAAUAAUGUCAGAUUGUAAUCUAAAUAUCAUUCUUGAUAUCAAUAAAUUAAAUUUAGAAUUAAAAAAGAAACUAGAAAUAGUUUCAAAAUGGAGAGCUGAAUGUGCUCAAUUGCAACUAGAGUUUUUAAAGUUAUAUACUCCAGAAUGCCUUGAAAUUCUUGAAUCGCUCAAACAAAUAACAGACACGAAUAUUAAUUUAGAUAAGUCAUAAUUUAUCAUUAAAAAUAUUGUCAUAUAAAUAUAUCGUAUUAAUUUUCAAUAAACAAUAUAAAAUACAAUUAUGUUGAAAUAUAUUUAUUAUAUUCGAAUUAUAUAGGAUUGACACAUAGAAUGUAUUCAUGAUUUAUAUAACAUAAAGACAGACAAUAGAUAUUUUUUAUCUGAUGUAAUAUAAAUUUACAUCGUAAUAAAAUUGAUAUUUUCUUUUUUUUAAAUUUCAUUAAAUAUUUCACUUUAAUAUCAAUUACAUUUUACGACGGAAAAUAUUCUACAAUAGAAAAAAAAUCAAUCAAAUUAUGUUGUAUCAUUCGGAAGAAUUAAAAUGUAAAUGUGUUUAAAUAAAAUAAAAUAAGAAAAAUAAAUUUCUUUUAUUUUGCGAGUACGAGAAUAUUAUUAGAAAUCAUCUAUUAUAAUCGUGUGUUAUGCUUUUCGAUAUUUAAUGACAGUUUUGAUAUAUUUUAUAACACAGUUAAUUCUUUUUUUUUUUUUUUUUUUUUUGCGAGGCAUUCAUUCGAACUUUUUAUUUUCUUUAUGAGUUUAAAAUAUGAUUUUUUGAUCUCUAUAUUUAUCAAUAGAAUAAUUCCUACUCAUGACUUUAUUCAAAUUUUUCUUUUUUAAAAAACACAAGUAAAUAAUUUUACGCUUAAAAAAUAAUAAAAUUUCGAAAGUUAUUGUCCCUUAUCGUUUGUUGUUGCAUUCAUUAUCAAAAUAAAAGACACCUCGCAAAGAGAACAUUCUUUCAACUUGAAAUCUAGCUGUCUCUCCUUUCUUUUUGUUAUUAAAUGAUAUCGGAAUAUAUAAUUAUACACACAAACGCUAUAAUCAUUUUUAUCGUCGUGUUCUCGAAUCGACUUGAAAAUAUUAUUCGACUUGACUUGAUCUUUUUUGUCUGAAGUCAAAAUACUUUUUCAACAACAGUUAACAUAACUUGUAUUCUAUUAAUAAAUAAUAUAUUAUUUUAAGUAUCCUAAUCUUAUUAUCUAGAUCUUACUAUACUAUAUUUUUAAUAAAACAAACAAAACGAACGAAAUAUUGAAAGU